Momordica charantia (bitter melon) is the source of this 2973-nucleotide messenger RNA. RefSeq names its product N-acetylglucosaminyl transferase component family protein / Gpi1 family protein. Lineage: Eukaryota; Viridiplantae; Streptophyta; Magnoliopsida; Cucurbitales; Cucurbitaceae. Gene Ontology annotation, biological process: GPI anchor biosynthetic process. The record is from RefSeq and is a predicted model, not a curated record. Gene Ontology annotation, cellular component: membrane.
CGAUCUUAUUSUCUUACAAGUCUCUCUCUCUCUACUCUCAGACCAGCGGCGUCCCCCAAAUCCCACCGUCUCUUGCCACCGCUGGCGAUCUUUCUUCGGUAAUCAGUUUCUCUYUUCUAUCUCUCUCUCAAAGCGYGCCGGUAUUCCUUGAUUUCUAAGAUUUUCAUCAAUCUGACCAGUUCUCAAAUGAAGAGUAUAUGAUGGUUCAGCGGAUAUAAUAAUCAUGAGAUGGAAGUGAAGAGGAAGUGUCGGCUGUGGUGGCCCAAGCAGUUUUCACCUUGUGAACUGUCGUCUUCCUGUCUCUUGUUUGGCUGGUUUGUGCCUUCUUCAGAUUCCCUGGACGUUGUAGUGGCAUUCACUUGUAGUGAUGCUUCACUAUCUCAACUCCAAUGUGACCUCGAGGAAGUCAUUUGUGAUACAGGCAGGAUCAUGCCUACAGUUUUGCAUGAUAAGUCAGUGUUUUCUCUACUUGGUCACUGUGCUCCAAAAGGUGGAGUUCUUUCAAGCAACGGCAUUGAUGUGUUCAAUGGAGAAAAAACUUCUUGUCGUCACUAUGAGUGUGGGAUGAAUAGUGAAGGUAUUGCUACAGGCAGCUCUGGAAGAUCCACCUCUCAAUGCCAAUGCCAAUGCCAAUGCCAAUGCCAAUGCCAAUGCCAAUGCCAUUAUUUAGGUGGGUUGUCAGAGAAAUCUGGGCAAGUCCAUAAGUGGAACUGUAGUUGGGUGUUCCUGGUAUUUGAUUCUGAUAAGAAGUACCAAAACUCAGAAGUAUUUUGGAUUCCUAAGUUGGACUACCUUUGUUGGAAUGGGCAGAAAGUGUCUAAUUGUGAUGUUCACGUCAUAUUUUAUGAUUCUCCUGUAUAUAACUGCCAUCAUUUCUCAUUGCAACCUUCAAAUUCAACCAAGCAAGCAAAUUCAUCUUUCAAGAAACCAAAUUGGGUUGAUGAACUUCAACAAAAGGAAUUAAGUUUUGACUUGGAUACUGUCAUUUUCGCUAUCAACUGUGCUGCAGCUGCUAAACGGCCACUUGAAAGACACUUGCAUGCUAGAAGAUCUCUUCAGUUUUCAAUCGCUGACAGGUGUCGUUCAUUCAUGUGGAGUCUUCUGGCUGUGUCUUUUGCUUCACUUUCCACUCUCUUCUACAUGACUUUUCAGUUUUCUUAUAAACUUCAUAGUAUUGGUUCACAAUUGUGGAUAUCUAGUGUAGCCACAAGAAUAUUUAGGACCACAUGCACAAAUGUGCAUGUUCGAUGUUGUCAAAUUUUGUAUUGGCCAAUUAUACUUCAAGAGCGUGGGAUGAGGUCCAUAUCAAAUGUUGAAUAUGCUGAGAAAGUUUCUUUACAGAAGCAUUCAAUGUGGUCAAGCAUAGCUGCUGAUGUUUUGCUGGGAAACGUGGUUGGUGUGGCAUUGUUAUGUCAUGUAGAUCAUGCCUGCUCGUUCAUUUUAGACCUUUCUAGGGAUAUCACAAACCACAUAUUGCGUUCGGGUUGUGUGUGGUUGAUGGGUGUUCCGGCGGGUUUCAAGUUAAACAUGGAAUUGGCCGGAGUUUUUGGCAUUAUUUCUCUCAAUGCAAUCCAAAUUUGGUCUACUCUUUGGUUCUUUUUUGGUUUUAUAUUUAUUUAUGUCAUCAAAGCACUUGCUAUAUCGGGAAUUCUUUUUGGAGUGACCUUGCCUGCUGCACUGACCAUAGAUCUGAUCUCAGUUGUGACGUGCCACGUGUCAACUCUUCAUUGGUUUAUCUCCCUCAUAUAUUCAUCACAGAUACAGGCAUUAGCAGCUUUAUGGCGCAUUUUUAGGGGUCAAAAACAGAAUCCUCUUCGGAAGAGAAUAGAUAGUUAUGACUACAUUGUGAAGCAACAUAUUGUUGGAUCGCUUAUGUUUACACCACUAUUACUUCUUUUACCCACUACGUCAGUCUUCUAUGUCUUCUUUAGCAUUCUGAAUUCAGCUAUCAGCUUCAUCAGAUUGCUAAUUGAAGUCAUAAUUUCCAUAAUUCACGCUACACCCUAUACCAAAAUUUUUCUUUGGUUGGUGAAGCGGAAAAGAUUUCCUUCUGGGAUAUGGUUUGAAAUCAUUUCUUCUCACAUCAAUUCUACGGGUCAUCUGGACAGAAACUCUCCUGAAAAGUUUGAUUUACCAACUAAGAUCUUGGAGCAGAAUGAGGAGAUAAUCAUGGGGAAAUCUACAGUUUUGGUUUCAUGUCUUCACAGCAACUUAAUGGGCAUAGGUGGACUAGUUCUGCCUCACUACAGAAAUAUUUUCUCUGGCUUCACCCGACCGAUACUAGCUUCUACAUUUCGUGGAAUCCUGACAGGAAGAAGCAGAACGACAUUGACACCGAAAGUUGGUCUUCCUUCACCGAUUCCAUGGAUGCGCAUACCAUAUAAAGAGUAUUGGCAUCUAUGCCACGAUUCGAUUCUUAUGUGCAGGCAGCUGCCGCCUUGUUCUUCGUAAUCCAAUACCAUGUUAAAUCUUAGCAUUUAUUUUGAAGAUGAAGCUUGAAAUAUAAAUGGUCAUUAGAGGGCACGUUUAGAAGUCUGAGCUUAUCAAGAUGCUUGGAAUGAGCUCGGCUUGAGGCAAACUUUUGGUUGCUGAUAUGAACAGAAGGAAAUAUCAUUCAGGAAUUGCAGAUUUCUCACUCAAUUUCGCUAACACCUAUGAUUUUUUUUUCUUUGUUGUUGUUCUGGAUUGUAAUCUGAAUGUAACUGCUUGGAAAUUUCUUUACCCUCAUAGUUUUAGGGACACCACUUCAUUCAUGGGAUUUGAAAAACAUUUUAGGUGGUUGGGGUUGGAAAACAUAAUUUUGCGUAGGUUGUGUUUAGAUUGAAGAAGAAAAUGAGUUUUGAAAGUCUGGAUUUGUAUAGUUUGUGUUCGGUUUGUUGGUAACGGUUUGGAACUCCUAAAGCUUCUAUCUUCGGUUCCUUGCUAUUGGGAGGCUCUUUUAGGAAGAAGCCGUUUUGGCCUUGUAGUUUUUCU